AUGCAGGCACUUCGCGAGAAGCUCAAAGACUCCAAGCUUCAUGAUGCCAAAGUCGAAGCCAUUCAUUUAAAGCACAAGAUAGGCAAGCUCAAGAACUUGGUAAACCGAAAUCAUCGCCAUGAUGAGGAACAUGAGCAAGCCACCGACCGCAAAAGAACUGCCAUCUGCGACAGCCAUCGCUUCAAAUCGUUUUUCCCAGAGCGAGACAACAACAAAAUCAAAUGGUAUGUUGACGGUCGUGACUACUUCUGGGCUGUUUCUGUUGGUAUUGAAAAUGCCAAAGAGACCAUUUACAUUGCCGAUUGGUGGCUCUCGCCCGAAAUCUUCAUGCGUCGCCCCGCCUUCUUCAAUCAGGAGUGGCGUCUAGACCAGAUCAUCAAGCGGGCCGCUGAGCGAGGUGUCCAGGUCUAUGUGAUUGUCUACAAGGAAGUCCAGCAGGCACUAACUUGCAACUCUGCCCAUACUAAACACGCGCUUCGAGCUCUCUGCCCCGAAGGCACUCCGGGUCAUGGAAACAUCCACGUUAUGCGACAUCCAGACCACAAUGUGUUUGAGAACAUGGGGGACAUGACAUUCUACUGGGCUCAUCAUGAAAAAUUCAUCGUCAUUGACUACCACCUUGCAUUCAUUGGUGGUCUCGACUUGUGCUUCGGACGAUGGGAUCUUCGUCAGCAUCUCCUCGCAGAUGUCCAUCCAUCGGGCGUCGUCAAUGAACUGUUCCCUGGCCAGGAUUUCAACAACAACAGAAUCAUGGACUUUCAAACCGUCCAAGACUGGUCCAACAAUGAACUCAACAAGACCGAUUAUGGUCGUAUGCCUUGGCACGAUGUGGCCAUGGGCUUAGUAGGUGAAAGUGUGAUUGAUAUUGCAGAACAUUUCGUCCUUCGAUGGAACUUUAUCAAACGUGACAAGUAUAAACGUUCUGAAGGCGUUGACUAUCUUUGCAUGACCACACGCUCUAAUGCCGAUGGUUCCAAUCCCGAUGAAGAUCUGAUCUCUAUUCAACGACCCAAACACCCUGUCGGCAAGUACAUCGAGCACCCACUCAGCCCCCUCGAGAGCAAGGGCCUCCAAAAUGCCGGCAGUGUACAUGCGCAGAUUGUUCGUAGUAGUGAUGAUUGGUCGAGUGGGAUUCUGAACGACCACAGCAUCCAAAAUGCCUAUGCCGAGGUCAUCGAGAACGCCGAGCACUAUAUCUACAUUGAAAACCAGUUCUUCAUUACCGCGACUGGCGAUCAACAGUUCCCCAUACACAACACGGUUGGCCGUGCUAUCGUCAAUGCGUGUGUUCGUGCUGGUAAAGAAGGCCGCAAAUUCCGCGUCAUCAUUGUCAUCCCGGCCAUUCCAGGAUUUGCGGGUGACUUGCGCGAGGACGCGGCCAUAGGCACCCGUGCCAUCAUGGACUACCAAUACAGAUCGAUCAACCGCGGCGAACACAGCAUCAUGGGACAGAUUAAGGCGGCGGGACUCGACCCGACCGAGUACAUUUUCGUCUUCAACUUGCGCGCGUACGACCGCAUCAACAAGACCCCAGCUUUGAUCCAGCAGGAGAAAGAAUCAGGAGUCUCGUACCAGCAGCUCCAGCGCGCCGAAGCCGAAGAGAUCAUGGGCACCGGCAUCCAUGGCUACGAAGGCGAAAGACAAGAAGGAGAGUCUCACGGUAUCGGUCACGGUGGCAGCCACGGUAUCAGCGAGGACGAGAAGGAACGCAUCAUCGACCGCAAAAGACAGUUCGAGGCUGCCCGUCACAAACUCGAUGUCAAAGACCCCGUAACGUCGACCGACUCGAUCGCCGAAGACGCCAUGGCCCGCGGGGGCCUGGUGACCGAGGAGCCAUGGGAAGGCGAGCCCGAAGAGGAAAAAGCCAACUUCGUCCAAGAGGAACUGUACAUCCACGCUAAACUGCUCAUCGCCGACGACCGUACCGUCAUCUGCGGCUCGAGCAACUUGAACGACCGCUCCCAACUAGGCUCGCACGACAGCGAACUCUCCAUCGUCAUGACCGACACACGCACCAUCGAGUCGACCAUGGACGGCAAACCGUACCAAGCCGGCUUCCACGCAGCCACUCUCCGACGUCACAUCUGGCGAGAACACCUCGGCAUGAUCGAAGCCCAGCCCGUCGAUGCGUCAAAGGACCCCAACGCUCAGCCUCCAACCGUCUGCAUGAACGAAGAAUAUAGUGGCGAGGAAUGGGAGUUCGUCGCGGACCCCCUGGGUGACGAGGUCUGGAACAAAUGGACAGGCCAAGCGACUGUCAACACCGACGUUUAUAGACAUCUCUUCCGCGCCGACCCGGACGACAACAUCAAAUCGUGGAAGGACUAUGAUAGUUUCGCGCCCCGCAAGACCAUCAAGCAGGGCCAUUUGCACGAUCCACAUAUGCCGGCAGAGAUGAUCCGUAAGGAACUCGACAAGGUUCGGGGCCACCUCGUUUGGAUGCCGUUGGACUUUUUGUGUGAGGAAAAUAUGGCAGAGAGGGGAAUGCAGGUCAAUUCUUAUACUGAGCUUUCUUCAGUGGCAGCAGAAGCACCAUAUAGACUCCCAGCCAAGCUUGACACGCAUCGACUUGUUCUCCUGGGAGAGGCCAAGCGAGCUGCUGCUGAAGACCAUGUUUGGGAUCUCAGAGAAGAUCCAGGGUAUUUCGCAUCGGUGGCUGUUGAUCGAUCACAGCACCGCCAGGAAAGCCUUCUCGACACACAGGGCCGACGCCAUCCGCACGACCAUAACGAGGUUUUCUGGAACCAAGUGAUAAGAGGCCUCCCUGUCGAGGCUUAUAUGACCUUUCUCUGUUGGGAUCUGCUUUACAAGUACGCAGUCAGGCUGGACGAUGCCUUCAGAUCUGCCGGAGCUCUGAACCAUGGUCAACCUCUGCCCAAGAAGCUCGAGCUUGCCCUGGUAGAGUUGUGCUUCGCAGCCGAAAUGAUCUCAAAGGGCCUGAUCAAUGAAUUGAAGUCCAGCGUGCCAGCAUCGUCACCAAUACACGAGCGCUUUGUUCGAGAACCUUAA
Exophiala oligosperma is the source of this 3009-nucleotide messenger RNA. RefSeq lists its product as uncharacterized. The record is from RefSeq and is a predicted model, not a curated record. Gene Ontology annotation, molecular function: D-type glycerophospholipase activity. Gene Ontology annotation, biological process: phosphatidic acid biosynthetic process; cell motility; intracellular signal transduction. The coding region runs from base 1 to 3009 and encodes 1002 amino acids. The transcript has 4 exons. Lineage: Eukaryota; Fungi; Ascomycota; Eurotiomycetes; Chaetothyriales; Herpotrichiellaceae.